AGGCAACACCAUGGGAUUGCAGGGAUGGCUGCUGGCUCUUCUUUUUCUUUGGAUGGUGCAUGAGGGGUACGGUGCUGACCCCCAUGGCUUCCUGAGAAGCCCCCUCCCCUGGGCUCAGCAUGAUAUAGGGCAGACCCCGGCGGUGGCUGUGCACUGUGAGGAGGCUCUGCUGGUGGUGACCGUGCAGAGAGACUUGUUUGGGACCGGACGGCUGAUCCGGGCUGACGAUGUGACGCUGGGCCUGGCUGCCUGUCCCCCUGUGGACUCCAACCCCAUAGAUACCACUGUCACCUUUGAGAUUGGGCUCCAUGAGUGUGGCACCGAGCUGCAGAUGACAUCAGAUUCGCUGAUCUACAGAACGGUCCUCUACUACACCCCGAGCCCAGCCCGGAACCCCCUUAUAAUGAGGACCAACCCGGUGUCCAUCCCCAUCGAGUGCCACUACCCCAGGAAGGACAACGUGAGCAGCAGAGCCAUCCAGCCCACCUGGAUUCCCUUCCGCUCCACGCUAUGGGCAAAGGAGAGGCUGGGCUUCUCCCUGCGCCUCAUGGCUGAUGACUGGAGUAUGGAGAGGAGCUCCCUAUCCUUCCAGCUGGGGGAAAUCCUUCACAUCCAAGCUGAUGUCCAGACUGGCCACCAUGUGCCACUCAGGCUUUUUGUUGACCACUGUGUUGCCACCCCAAUGCCAGACAAGGCUUCCACUCCCCAAUACAGGGUCAUCGACUUCAAUGGGUGCCUGGUGGAUGGGAGAUGGGAUGAGGUCUCCUCAGCAUUCCUCUCCCCUAGAUCCCAACAGGACACACUGCGCUUCACAGUUGAUGUGUUUCGGUUUGCCGGAGAGCUGGGGAACCAGAUCUUCAUCACCUGCCACCUGAAAGUGACUGCUACUGACCAGACCCCUGAUGCCCUGAACAAGGCCUGUUCCUAUGACCAAGCAGCUGGAGGCUGGACUCCAUUGGAGGGCCCCAGUAUUAUCUGCAGCUGCUGUGAGACAGGGAAUUGCAAACACUUUCUCCAGAAGAGGAGACUUGGCCCCCAAGGCAGGAGGUCAGGAAGGCACCAGAGACAUGUGACUUCUCUUGAAGCUGAUGUCCUGCUGGGCCCCUUGCAGCUGCCUGAGAAGAACCUUGUGAAAUCAGUAGUGACCCCUCAAACCUCUAAAGGGCCAACGGAGCUGGGGCUGGUGGUAGCUACCAUGGUGGCUGUGGCCUGCAGUGGGGGCCUCCUCCUACUCCUUCUCCUCCUCAAUCACAAGGGGCACAGAAGCACUGCUCCUGUUUUCCCUGCCAGCACUCCUUCUGUGUAAAAGAAUAAAAGUAGCUCAAAAAA
This is a messenger RNA of Ornithorhynchus anatinus (platypus), 1329 nucleotides long. RefSeq names its product zona pellucida sperm-binding protein 3-like. The record is from RefSeq and is a predicted model, not a curated record. The coding region runs from base 11 to 1306 and encodes 431 amino acids. The transcript has 9 exons. Gene Ontology annotation, cellular component: extracellular matrix. Gene Ontology annotation, molecular function: acrosin binding. NCBI's taxonomy places the organism in Eukaryota, Metazoa, Chordata, Mammalia, Monotremata, Ornithorhynchidae. Gene Ontology annotation, biological process: egg coat formation; binding of sperm to zona pellucida; positive regulation of acrosome reaction.